AUGGUCAUUCCACGUGAGCGUAUCGCGACAGGUGACUAUCUUACGCGGCUGUACGUGCAAGUGAACAUCGAAGUACCUGCUGAUGAGAUAAGUGGAGGCGAUAUUCUGGACCCAGCCACAAUCGACGCGGAUAAGGAAGCGCGGCGGAAAGCUAGGGAAAGAAGGGCAAAGAUCACCCUAGAGGGACUCUUGCAGCAGGCUCAAGCAGUCUUCAAGCCAUACCAUAUCAAGCUGAAAGAUGGUGCUGAAGUGGAUUGGUGGGCAGCGUAUCAAAUUGGGCAGCGCAUGACUGAGCGGUUCUUGCAAAAAUCCUCUGACGGCGUGCCUCGAGUGUUCAUCGCGGGUGAUGCCUGCCACACCCAUUCGCCCAAGGCUGGGCAGGGCAUGAACGUCUCGAUGAUGGACUCGUUCAACCUAUCUUGGAAGCUUGCAUAUCACCUCAAUGGCUUAGUCCCACCAGGCGGUCAGGGUACCAAUGGCUCCAUCGAGCUGCUCGAUUCAUAUGAGCUCGAAAGGCGCGAGAUUGCCCGUGAACUCAUUGAGUUUGAUCACAAGUUCUCAUCGAUGUUCUCUGGCCAGAUUGAUGCUGAAGGGGAAGAGGAAGGCUUGACCCACGAGCAGUUCGUGGAGGUGUUUUCCACUGGCAACGGAUUCACCAGCGGAUGUGGGAUAGAAUAUCCAGACAGUGACUUGGUCCUCAAAGAGAGUGCAAACAGCCCGGUCUAUGGUACGGAUUUUCUUAGCGGAGUUUUGAGGCCCGGCCGUCGCCUUCUCAAUGUCAGAGUUAUCCGUCACGCAGAUGGUAAUCCCCGUGACUUGCAAGACGAUUUCCUCUUCACCGGACGUUUCCGGUUGUUGGUCCUGACAUCGACGGACCUCCUCGAUAUGCAUGGCCGUUCAGCCAGCGCCCUUGACGCCAUUGAUCACAUCAUGGAGCUGUAUGGUGAAGAUCUUAUUGAACUUGUGGUCUUGCAUCCUAUUGGCACUAACACACGCGACAUAUCGUGGGAGGCGUUGCCACGUGCAAUAAAGAAGUACGCGGAGAUGAGCUUUCACUCCGCGUGGGAUACCGAAACGCCUGUGGGUAAGGAACAUGUACGUAGAGGCGUUUACAAGGCCGAGGAUGCCUAUGCUAUCUUCGGAGUGAGCAAGGACCAGGGCGCGAUCUGUGUUGUCAGACCAGAUGGAUACGUUGGUGCCCUCGCAUCACUGGAAGAUGUGGAAAGAGCAGAGCGAUACUUGACAACGUGGCUCCAGCCUCGUUGA
Messenger RNA from Coniosporium apollinis CBS 100218, 1266 nucleotides. RefSeq lists its product as uncharacterized. Gene Ontology annotation, molecular function: FAD binding. The transcript is spliced from 3 exons. The record is from RefSeq and is a predicted model, not a curated record. Bases 1 to 1266 code for a protein of 421 amino acids. NCBI's taxonomy places the organism in Eukaryota, Fungi, Ascomycota, Dothideomycetes.